CCAUCCAGCCUAGUUCAUUUCAGUCAUCCGCUCUGAGCACACACACGCACAGGACAAGGGGAACACAUCUCUGCGCAAACCUCCUCCACAAUAAUAACAAUAACAACAAUAAUAAAAGCCAUAAGUAAAGAAAAAAAGAAAGGGGGAAAUGGUAAAGUACAUCCAGCACAGCAGCGAGCUGAGAAGCGAAGAGGUCCUGUCGAAGUCUGACGCGUCCGGGGAGCAGCAGGAGAGGUUCGGGGAGAUGUCCGGCUGUUCUCUCGGCGACGCGUUCUACUCCGGCUGUUCCGCAAUGGACCAGCUCGGCACUUUCAUGCGGAACGUGCAAGUGCUGCUGGAGGCGGCCAGCUACAUUGAAAGCGCCGAGAAGAGCAGCGGAAAAUGUGAGCACGGCUAUGCUUCGGCGUACCCUGAGACGCAGAUGGCACAUCAACACAAACAUCGCAAGUUCAAGAGCAGGAAAGUGGACAAUAUGCACAACAGAUCGGCACACAACGAGCUGGAAAAGAACCGGCGAGCACAUCUCCGCCUGUGUUUGGAGAGGUUGAAGUCGCUCAUCCCUCUGGGACCAGACUGCAGCCGGCACACCACGCUGGGGCUGCUCAACAAGGCCAAAGCACACAUCAAGAAACUUGAAGAGGUGGACCGGAGGAGUCAGCACCAACUGGAGACCUUGGAAAGGGAGCAGAGGCACCUGCAGAGGCAGCUGGCUCUGCUGCAGUCUCAUGGAGAGAGGGAGAGGGUCCGCACGGACAGCCUCGGCUCCCGCAUGGACUCCGAUCGCUCCGAGUCUGACAGAGAAAUUUCCGAGGAAAUUGAAGUGGACGUGGAAAGCACCGAGUUCUCCCAUGGAGAAAUGGACAAUGUCAGCACCAGUGGUGCAAGCGACCUGGACGACCACAGCAGCCGGCAGAGCUCGGCCAGCGACGAGGGCUACUCCACCUGCAGCCUGAAGCUGGCCUUCUCCGCUUAAAACCACCAGCCUAGACCUGCAGGGAAGCUGCAAUCUUUUAUGGCUUUCUCCCUUCAAAUCACCAGCCUACACCUCUGUUCCCCCCCUUAACCGUCUUCAAAAGAACCGGCCUCCCAUUAUGGGGAAAAAAAACUACUAAAAAUCAAGCAUCGCCCCUCCCAGAACCAGCCUUAAGUUCAGUUGGACCCCCCACCCCUCCCUCUCUAAAAGCCAGCAGCCUUCUCCCCGUCUCUGGCACAUUAUCAGAACGAUAGCUCUUUGGUAACAUGUGACCAAUAUCAAACGACCGAUCCCUUUACCUUCUGUCGGUUCCAAGGAACUGUACUUGUUUUAAAAAGCCGAUCCCUUGGGGGACCGGUUACGUAACCAGUGUCAAACACUGAGGAGGGAGCUCUGCUUUAAUCAAGCGGAACCUUAGAAAACCAGCACCACUCCCCCCCCCACUACAUACGCAACCAGCUCAUCGUCGGAAACAUCUCCAUCGCCCAUAUGCCUUGCAAGAACGCCCCCACAUCCAGACAGCACUUCUUGUCGACCUUUACAAGUGGGCAAGGGCUAAAAAGUAGUCUGCAUUCCAAAAGAUGCUCCACGACUCUGUUACUUCUGCUCCAGGACCCACAACUCAAUCACUGGUUCCGCGUGGGGUCCCUCUUCUUCGACAGGUCCAAUCAAAACAGGUGGCAUGUGGUCCACUCUCGUUGUCCUAAUAUAUUUUUUGCAUGAUUCUAUUUAUUUUUGAUAUAUUUAAUUGUACUUUAGUUGUGCUAAACACACACAGGAGCAUUUGCUGCGCUGAGUUUGACCCGUCUCUCAGCGUUUAGUUAAACGCUUCCUUCCCCACCGUGUGCAAAUUUAUCCAUUUAGUCGGCGAUAAGCUAAUCUAGCACUUGUCCAACAAGCACAAAGCUCAAGCAAUAACGUCUAGUCUGAUCGUACGUGUGAUGUCGGCUGGGUUUAGUACUCUUUCUUUUUUUUCCCAUCCGCCCAACUCCAAAUACCAGGAUCUGCACUUGCUUCGGUAGUAGAAUCCGCUACUAAUAAUCAGCAGUGAAAUGAUUGUAAUCCACUUGAAACGCUAUGGUGCAUGUGUCUUGAAUGUAGCCUUUCUAAUAUUGUAAUGUACUUACAAUAAUAAUCACAAUAAUGUUGGCAGCAUGAACAGCGAACUACAGAAUAUCGGUUUGUACUUCAGUGUUUAAUCCUGUAUCUAUUUUUUUUUUUUUUUUUUUUGUACUGUAGCAGAUGAAGUUGAAUUUCUUGAAAUCUGAAGACUUGCCACGGGAAUUGGAGAUAUAUAUUUAAUACAGAACUGCACUGCUGAUUUGUUUCAAUAAUGGAAACCAAAAAAACAUUCGUUUCAAUAUGAACAUUUAUCUGCAUUCGUCCGAACAAAGUCCCAGGCAAAUCACCACCAAUUUGUGUCUUAACACGGGGGAUGUCCGACGCCUUUGUUGGAGAGCCUUCCCCCCUGCCAGCCGCGUUUUGGCAAACCGCAAAGAUGCACUACUUAAAGAGAACGUCUGAAUCAUGUUGAGGCACAACCCAGAAUGUUGUUCUUAUGCUUUACUCAGCCGUCCAAGGUGACUUUUGUGCAAAAAAAUAAAUAAUAAUACGUGCUGCUGGUCCCCUGCUAACAAUUUGUUACAACUCCUGGAAACUAUUCCUAGAAUCUUAAUAAAAACUUUAAAACACAAAA
Fundulus heteroclitus (mummichog) is the source of this 2669-nucleotide messenger RNA. RefSeq names its product max-interacting protein 1-like. NCBI's taxonomy places the organism in Eukaryota, Metazoa, Chordata, Actinopteri, Cyprinodontiformes, Fundulidae. The coding region runs from base 149 to 973 and encodes 274 amino acids. The transcript has 6 exons. Gene Ontology annotation, biological process: regulation of transcription by RNA polymerase II. The record is from RefSeq and is a predicted model, not a curated record. Gene Ontology annotation, molecular function: protein dimerization activity; DNA-binding transcription factor activity, RNA polymerase II-specific; RNA polymerase II cis-regulatory region sequence-specific DNA binding.